AACACUUCAUUAUCUCCCUUCCUCAGCUGUAUGUUUUCUGAGUCAGCAUUAGCUGAAUUUUCCAGCCAGCCAGCUGUGAAAUGUUCUGGGGACGUCAUGUAUUUCCAGCUAGUGCCCUUGACCAGUAGAUGCCUUUUUAGCUGAGCAACAAAUAUUUGCUGACAUUCUUUUGGUGAAUCAGUACAGUGGCAUCUAUGUAGCUGUCAAGAAAGUCAUCUCAAAGCCCAUAGCAAGGGGACUGGCAAUACACCAUUGUCUUUAACGUAGGCAACAACCCAUCCUGAGUUUUUUCAUUUGUUAUUGGUGUUAAUGAUAAUGGGAACUUAUUCUGGAGUUAUCCUGGUUUUGUUCUCAAUCUGGAUUAUGAAAUUCCUAGCUCAAGGCUCUUUCAAUGUGAAAGAUCUCACCAUUAAGGAGUGCAGGACUGCAGGCAUAACCCUAAUUUCUCAUCCAAACAAACUGAAUUUCUCAGAAGCAGAAAGUGCAUGUAGACAGCUGGGGUUACAGCUGGCAAGCAAAACCCAGGUUGAGAAGGCCUGGAAUCAUGGCUUUGAAACAUGCAGCUUUGGAUGGGUGGCAGAUAAAUGGCUUGUCAUUUCUCGGGUUAUCCCAAAUCCAAAAUGUGGUCAGAACAAAACUGGAGUAGCAGAUUGGAAAGCCUCUCUCUCCCGCAGAUAUCAUGGUUUCUGCUUCAAUUCUUCAGAUAUUUGGAUUGAUUCAUGCAUACCAGAAACAGGUACAACCCUGUUAUCUGCAACAGAUCCAGAAGUAAACUCAUCUUCAACAGCUUCAUCUCAGGGCAUCACAGAGAUGCCUACUGCUACUGAGUCACCAAAACCCCAAAUACCUCGGAAGACCUUUCGCAUAAAAUGUGUAACGGAAACCAUUUUACCAACAGUACAGCCUAUUUUGGAAAGUGAAGAGGAGAUGGCAGUGCCUAAUGGAAACCAAGCUGCCUUUACAAAUGAUAGUGUUGUAUUUGGAGGUGUACCCAUUGCACUCCUGGUACUGGCACUCAUCUUCUUUAUGGCAUCAGCUGUUCUUGCAGUCUGCUAUAUCAGAAAGUACAAGAGAACCUGCCCAUUUUCAAACAAGAAGCCCCAAAAAGAAAGGAUUGAAGCCAAAGUCAUCAAAGACGCUAAGUCAAUUGACAAUGCUCCUGAGAAGGAAUCAAAGAAUAAUGGGAAAAAAGCAGAAGAGCCUCAAACCAAGCCAGAGGCCACAGUAAAAUGUGUGGAAGCAGAAGUUUGAAAGGAUAAAUAUAACAGCAAGUUUUACAGAUUUAAAAUGAAGAAUGCAGAAUUAGCAAAACAUUUAUAAAUUGUUUGUUUCCCCAUCUUAAAAAGGGGAUAAUGAUACCUACCUAUCUUUGUAAAGUGCUUUGAGAGCUACUGAUGAAAAAACACUUUAUAAGAGCUAGGGUAUUAUAUUACUGUAAAUACUGGCAAGGUGAAUGCAUAUUUCUUAGUUCAAAUGUUUGUACAGUCAGCAUUCUAUGACUAUUAAUUACACUUCCUCUUUGGUAUAAAAUGUUCUUUUGCAGAAACAUGGUAUCUUAUUCAUAUUAAUAUUAAAAAUAAAAUAAAACAACCAUCUCACAACUCAACAUUUUCCAUUUUAACAAGAAGUAACUAAGUCUAAGAAUGCCUUGUUGAUUGAGAUACAGUGUAUAAUUGUUUGCAUAAAAUUCAGAACACAUCUAAAAUAAAAUGUAUGUUUCUUUCUAUCCUGGAGGUUGUCUGCUAAUGUAAUAGCAUCCACAAUUAAUACCUGAUCCUGCAAACCUUACUCGUUCAGACAAUUCGUAUUCAGGCAAGUAGUUCCAUUGAGUUCAAAAGGACUGCUGGCAUGAGUGGGGAUUACUCAGGUAAGGGUUGAUGAAUCAGCCCCCUAGCCUGUAAGUUCCCAAACAAGGGGACUUUUAGAUUUACUAUAAAUAUAAGUAAGGUAUUUAUACUGAGUAUAAUGUAAUCAACAAUGAAGUAUUUUCUUGGGUAUAUCACUGUAUCAUAAUUUACAAUUUUAUUUAUUAAACUCAAGACUGCAUCAUUCUUCAGAUAACUGACAGUAAAAACACCUUUAAAACUGUAUCACAAUCUGUAUCAUAAAGGUCUCUGAUAUCUAUUUCAAUGUAUUUUCAAAAGAAACAGUGGCAUGAGAAGUUUACAGCAUUUAAUAAGAAAAUAAAGUACAGUAGAUAUA
This is a messenger RNA of Terrapene triunguis (Three-toed box turtle), 2202 nucleotides long. RefSeq names its product lymphatic vessel endothelial hyaluronan receptor 1 (gene LYVE1). Gene Ontology annotation, biological process: cell adhesion. The transcript has 6 exons. The coding region runs from base 310 to 1251 and encodes 313 amino acids. Gene Ontology annotation, molecular function: transmembrane signaling receptor activity; hyaluronic acid binding. The record is from RefSeq and is a predicted model, not a curated record. Lineage: Eukaryota; Metazoa; Chordata; Testudines; Emydidae. Gene Ontology annotation, cellular component: plasma membrane.